This is a messenger RNA of Pundamilia nyererei, 1397 nucleotides long. It is a transcript of the gene rbks, whose product is annotated as ribokinase. The transcript has 9 exons. NCBI's taxonomy places the organism in Eukaryota, Metazoa, Chordata, Actinopteri, Cichliformes, Cichlidae. The record is from RefSeq and is a predicted model, not a curated record. Gene Ontology annotation, molecular function: ribokinase activity. Gene Ontology annotation, biological process: D-ribose metabolic process. Gene Ontology annotation, cellular component: cytosol. The coding region runs from base 65 to 1009 and encodes 314 amino acids.
CUUGGACUUCAAGUAGUGGGUAUUCAGUUUUACAAUCCGCAGGAGAUUAUUUGAAUUCCAGAUCAUGACUGAGAAGGUCUUUGAUAUUGUGGUGGUUGGCUCCUGUAUGACUGACUUGGUGAGCAAGGCACCAAGGCUACCCAAAGCAGGGGAAACCAUCCAUGGUCACAAGUUCUUCAUCGGUUUUGGAGGAAAGGGGGCCAACCAGUGCAUACAGGCUGCCAGACUUGGAGUCAAAACUGCUAUGGUCUGCAAGGUUGGAAAAGACUUCUUUGGAGACAAUUACAUCCAGAAUUUCAAGGACAACGGCGUCCACACAGAAUUUGUGAAGCAGAGCUCUGAUGCAGUCACAGGAGCUGCCUCCAUCACUGUCGACGAUGCAGGUGAGAAUGCCAUUGUAAUUGUGGCCGGUGCCAACAUGCUGCUGGGUGCAGAGGAGCUACAGGAAGCUCUCCCAGCCAUCAGCCACACAAAAGUCCUGGUAUGCCAGCUGGAGAUCAGUCCACAGACGUCCCUGCAGGCGAUGUGCAUGGCUCGCGACAACAAAGUGAAGACAAUAUUCAACCCAGCGCCGGCCAUUCCUGACUUGGAUCCAGAUUUCUACAGAGUCUCCGACGUGUUUUGCUGUAAUGAGUCUGAGGCAGAGCUGCUCACCGGUACCUCGGUAGCCAGUGUGGAAGAGGCACAUCGGGCUGGUCAAAAGCUGUUGAAACGAGGCUGCGGGUCAGUUAUUGUCACCUUGGGGCCCCAAGGGUGCGUGGUGCUCAAGGGAGGGGAGCCUACAUUAAAACAUGUUCCAGCUCCUGAGGUCACAGCAGUGGACACAACAGGUGCUGGUGAUAGCUUCAUUGGAGCACUGGCAUUUUACAUGGCCAACCACCCACACAUGCCUCUGGAGGAGAUGGCCCGCAGAGCCAAUCUGGUGGCAGGGGUGAGCGUGCGGGAAAUCGGCACGCAGACGUCUUUUCCGUACAGACGGGACCUCCCAAAUGAAUACUUCCAAGAGUAGCAGUAGACCCUGAUGUUAAGGGACCACAUUCUGAAUGGGGUCAGAAAGACUCAACACUAAAUGUUCUUAUGAAAAUUUGCUGCUUAAGAUAUCUUAAAAUUGAUUACCAUUAAAGAUAAGUCAAUCAUUGAGAUUAUUUUAUUUGAAUUAACCACAACAAAUGUUUCACAAAGUACAUUCACCCAAUUAAAUAAUUAUUUUGAACCAAUGAACAGCUUCAGAUCAUGGCAGCGGUGGUCCCCUUACAUAACAUCACUUUUCUGGUUUCAAGUCUCUUUUGUUCAAGCCUGGAGUUCCACUUUUAUCCAUCCAGGAAGAUCCUCUGAUAAACACGUCAACCAGAUUAACCCGCUGUACCAUCCCCGGCAAUAAAAACGAUGCCUUUAAA